UAUCCGUUUAAACUGCAGCAGCAGUCGUCUUGGGAUAUAGAUGAAAUAAACCGUGUGUUUGUCAGCUGUUACGAUAGUUGUUAUUUAUUUAAAACAUAAAUUGAUGGUGAUUGGCGGGAUAGUAGAUUAUGAUUCGACCACCUGCACGGCAUUAACAUUUCAAACACUGACGGUCAAGGCUGCUGUUUUAGCUGAACGUUUAUUAUUACAUUUGAAAAACAUGUCUGGACCAAAUGGAGAUCCCAACGUUUCUAUAGGAGUAGACGAAGAAGAGGAGUUUAGCGAAGAAGAGUAUGCAGCAAUCAACGCCAUGCUGGACCAGAUCAACUCGUGCCUGGACGACCUGGAGGAGCGCAACGACAGUCUCAACACCAAGCUGAAGGAGCUGCUGGAGUCCAACCGGCAGGCGAGGCAGGAGUUCAGGCAACAACUAAACGAGGGGCUGGCCCAGACUCCGCCAUCACCCCCACCACCAUCAUCAGAGCAGGGGGGCAGGGAGGAGCACUGAGGAGCAGCCCAUGAAGCUGCCCUCUCAGCCUCCAAGGACCAGAGGAGUCAGUGAGGGAGAGCAGGACUUUGAGUAGAAGCUGGGUGAGGCACCAGCAACAGAAAAGAGCAGGGGUAAGUUAGGCUUGGUCCUGAGGUUCAGGGGGCAGAAAAUACCAAUAUACUUGCCAAAGACAAACAAAAUAGCAAGUAUAUGAUAAAUGCAUUGUUAGUUCAGCAACUUCACAUUCCAGUAUGUGGCUAGUACUGCAUCUACAGCUAGUAAUAUUGUUAACCCUGCUCCAAAAACAACUUUGACUUAUAUAUAGCGCCUUGUCAAAUACAAUAUCUAAAAGAGAUGUAAACAAACCAAUCAUAAAAUCAGGACAUAAACUCCAAAACCAGAUUUGGCUAUAAAAGCUUCUCAAGGGCUUAUACCAAAUGCGAGAGUGAACAGAUACAGUGCUGAGAAAGUUUGUGAACCCCUUAGGAUUUUCACAUUUUUCAAACCUAAAAUGUUAUUAGAUCUUAA
Molecule: messenger RNA, 1018 nt
Organism: Polyodon spathula (Mississippi paddlefish)
Lineage: Eukaryota; Metazoa; Chordata; Actinopteri; Acipenseriformes; Polyodontidae
Gene: bbln
Product: bublin coiled coil protein
Exons: 2
Coding region: 104-508 (134 amino acids)
Source: RefSeq, a predicted model, not a curated record